UGACUUUCUUCCAGCUGGUGUUUUUUAAAAAUAUCCUAACUCAGGAGUUUCCCAUAGUGAAAACGAGAAACAGACAGAGAACAGUAAAUUAAAGUCAAGCAACAGUCUCACUUGGAGUAGGACAUACAAGUGCCAAUGGUACGGGAACAAUAUACCACUGUAACACAGGACAUCGACCUAGACAGGACAGAAAACAAAUAUGUCUACAAAAUUGGGAUUUAUGGCUGGAGAAAACGUUGCAUCUAUCUGUUUAUCCUCCUACUGAUCAUCAUUCUGAUUGUCAACUUUGCUCUGACAGUCUGGAUCCUUAAGGUUAUGUGGUUUUCUCCUAGUGGAAUGGGACACUUACUUGUUACACAAAAUGGACUUCGGCUGGAGGGAGAAUCUGAAUUUUUGUUCCCAUUGUAUGCCAAAGAAGUUCACUCAAGAGAGGACUCAUCUCUGCUUCUGCAUUCUCCACAAAAUGUUACUAUAAAUGCACGUAACGAUACUGAAAAUGUGACUGGAAGAUUAACAGUAGGGCCUACAGAUGUAGAAACUCAUGGACAGCACUUUAAGCUAAAUUCCAACAGAGGGAAAAUGUUGUUCUCUGCUGAUGAGACAGAAGUGGUCAUAGGAAGUGAUAAGCUUCGCAUUACAGGGCCAGAAGGUGCUAUUUUUGAACAUUCUGUGGAAACACCACUUGUAAGGGCAGAAACAUUUAAACAGCUUAGACUGGAAUCUCCAACCCGUUCUUUGAGCAUGGAUGCACCAAAUGGAGUUCAAAUAAAAGCACAGACUGGAGGCAUUGAAGGCAGUUCACAGAUGGAUGUCCUAUUACACACUAUUGAAGGGAUGAUUAUGUUAGAUGCAGAGACAGUGAGACUGCCCAAGUUGCCUUUGGGUAAGCAAGAUGGAUCUGGAGAUCUACAGAAACUUUAUGAAGUUUGUGUCUGCCCAGAUGGAAAAAUAUAUUCAGCAGCAGCAAAUGUGAGAUCCAUGUGCCAAAAAUAUAACCACAUUUGCCAUUAAAGGACUCUUCUAAAGCUUCAUACAUUUCACCAGAUGUUUACGAUUUCUUUAGGCUGUGCCCAGUCAAAACUGCUAUAUGUCACAACUUCAGCAAAAUUUAUGUUGUUUUUCUUUAAUGUGAAGUCUUUUUAGGGAUAUAUAACCUGCAGUUUUGCUUUCAAUUACAGUUUACUCAGAAUAUACAUUGCUUGUUGAUAUAGAUGACCAUAUAGCUGUAUGAAGUAAAGAUUUUAAAAAUGGUUAAAAGUAGAUGGUACAUAAAAAAUGAUAAUUAAACCACUGUGUAAAAGAAAUGUAAUCACAUCACUAAAUUCAAAGUGUUAUAAGGAUAAAUUGCUUCUGAUAGUUUCAAGUAGUCUCAGUAAGCACACACAGAACUCAAUAAUUAAAAUAUUACUUUUCUUACAAGAUAUGUAUGGCAGAAUGUUCAUGAAGAACAAAUAUUGCAUCUUGGUAAAAUCAAACAGCAAAAAAAAAAAAAAAAAAUUCUAUACA
This is a messenger RNA of Protopterus annectens (West African lungfish), 1506 nucleotides long. It is a transcript of the gene SGCG, whose product is annotated as sarcoglycan gamma. Gene Ontology annotation, biological process: cardiac muscle tissue development; heart contraction. The record is from RefSeq and is a predicted model, not a curated record. Bases 136 to 1011 code for a protein of 291 amino acids. The transcript is spliced from 8 exons. NCBI's taxonomy places the organism in Eukaryota, Metazoa, Chordata, Ceratodontiformes, Protopteridae. Gene Ontology annotation, cellular component: sarcoglycan complex; sarcolemma.